Molecule: messenger RNA, 792 nt
Organism: Penicillium robsamsonii
Lineage: Eukaryota; Fungi; Ascomycota; Eurotiomycetes; Eurotiales; Aspergillaceae
Product: J domain-containing protein
Exons: 2
Coding region: 1-792 (263 amino acids)
Biological process (GO): cellular response to misfolded protein
Cellular component (GO): endoplasmic reticulum membrane
Molecular function (GO): Hsp70 protein binding
Source: RefSeq, a predicted model, not a curated record
AUGUCGCCCACCACUGUCCGUAAUAAUUAUUAUGCAAUCCUUGGAAUCCCCCAGUCCGCGGAUUCGGCUACUAUAAGAUCGAGAUACAAACGUCUGGUUUUGGAUACGCACCCAGAUCGAAACAAGGAACCCAAUGCAACAGCUGAAUUCCAACUACUUCAAACAGCAUACGAGGAGCUUUAUGAUGUCGAUAAACGCCGAGAAUACGAUAGGAUAUAUCGAUCAACAAUAGGUCCUGAAGAAGCCAAGAACCAAAAGAUAGCAGAACUAGAAAAGCGGCUUGUGCAGCUCAAGGUUGAACUCAUUGGGCUGGAAACCCUUUUGCGCAAUCUAACCAAGGAAUUGGUUAGACUAUUAGCGGAAGGAGACAGCAUCAAAGGGGAGAAAGAACGCCUUGUGAGGGAAAGAAAUUCAGAAGAGAGAUGGUGGCUCUACAUCUGCUCCUUCAUGCCAGGCAGAGCGGCGGAAUUCACACGCCAGAAGCAACUACGAGAGCGUGUAAUGACUACCAUGGCUGGAAAACAACGUACGAAGGAAUGGAACAUCAAUCUCAAGUUGGCAGAGAUCAAGUCUCUCAAAGAAAGUAUUCAGUCUAUCCACUCGGUCGAGUGUAGAACCAAAGUGGAGAUACGGAGGAUAGAAGAGUGCUGGCGCCAGUUGGUAAUACUACAGGAAAUGGAAAGAGUUUUAGCAGAACGGAGAAAUCAAAGAGAGCAAGCGGAUCGUGCUCGUGCGGCAACCCAGGCAAACUAUUUCACGAAGAGGAACAGCUACAAUAUGUGGGGAUUUUGA